Messenger RNA from Clonostachys byssicola, 1539 nucleotides. The record is from the annotation of a GenBank genome assembly. Lineage: Eukaryota; Fungi; Ascomycota; Sordariomycetes; Hypocreales; Bionectriaceae.
AUGGUCCUCUCCCCUCUCCCUACCGGCACCGCCAGGCUCUACCGCCUCUGCCUGCACCUGGCCGUCGGCGCGUCCAUCUGGGGCUACAACAUUGGCAUCCUGGCCUCCAUCCUCGUCCACCCUGGAUGGCGCUCUGCUAUGCGAGACCCUGAUCCCUCCGCACGGGGGACCAUCACUGCCGUCUACUAUCUGGGCACCCUCCUCGCCUACCUCUUCGUCUCACACCCCCUCGCCGAUUGGCUGGGCAGGCGCUAUGCCGCCCUGUACGGCACCCUUGCCCUGGCUUUUGGAGCUGUCGUCAUGGCCUCGUCCCAGAGCCUGGCUGUCAUGGCCGCCGGGAGGUUCUGCUGUGGACUUGGAGUCGGUGUUGUCAGCACCACUGUUCCUCUCUACCAGAGUGAAAUAUCCCCAGCCCAGGAGAGAGGCAAGUUUGUCACCAUCAACCACGUUGGAUUUAUUGCUGGUCUUGCCAGCGGCUUAUGGGUUGGUUAUGGGAUGAGCUUCUGGACUGAACCCUCUGGAAAAGCUUGGGGCUGGCGCAUCUCAAUCCUCAUCCAACUUCUGCCCGCCGCCAUAUUCGCUGCCGGCCUCCCCUUCUGCCCAGACACACCUAGAUGGCUUGUUGAAAAGGGCCACACCGAACGUGCCCGUCAAGUCCUCAUCUGGCUCCGUCAAGACGCCGUUCCUCCGGAUGCCAUCACCCAAGAACUACACGCCAUCACCCUAGAAGUCGAUUCUCAUCCUCAGUUCAAGCGCUCAUCCCUUGCCCUCUCGCUCUCGCUCUUUCGCGAGCCUCCUCUCCGCGCUCGCCUGUGGCGUGCGUUCCUGCUUCAGUUCCUAGCCCAAAUGUGCGGCGCUGCAGUCAUGAAGUAUUACCUGCCCAGCUUACUCAAGGCUCUGGGCUUAGACACCCAGUUGGCACUCAUGGCCGGGGCCAUUGAGAUGACCAUAAAAAUUGGCAUGACCAUCAUUGAAAUGUGGAUCAUUGAUCGCAUUGGGAGGAGAGCCUGUCUUGUCGGAGGCUCGCUUAUUAUGGGCGUUGCCAUGCUUAUCAACGGCGCUCUUCCAAUUGCGUAUGCCAAGAGUGUGAGCAAGGAGGCUGAUGUCGUCUGCAUCAUCUUCAUAUUCGUCUAUGCCAUGGGGUACAGCCUAGGCCUUGGCCCAGCAGCUUGGGUAUAUAGCAGCGAGAUCUUCCCAACGUCCGUCCGGGCUCGUGGCCUCAACUUUGCCGCAAGCGGCGGGUCCAUCGGCAGCAUCCUCGUCUCCAAGAUCUGGCCCUUGGGCCUGGCCCAGUGGGGAAGUGGCAUUUACUUCUUCUUCAUGCUCGUCAACUUUGCAUGUGCUCCGAUUGUCUGGCUGUUCUUUCCCGAAACCAAAGGCCGUGCUCUCGAAGACAUGGAUGAGAUCUUUGGCGGGGACGCGCUCCGCACUAGGAUACUCGGCAAUGAAGGCAUUGACGGCGAUGCUCAGGAUCUAGAAAGCGAAUUACAGUCACCAGUACUAGUGGAGGACGAAGAGCAGACUCGUCUCCUGAGCUAG